AUCUGGUUGUCUCGCAUGUCCCUCCGCUGUCUCGCUCAACCUCUACGAACCAUCCAUUCCUUCCUAUCGUCGACACGUCCGUCCCUCGCAUACCCCGCAUCUGUCAAUAACCUCCGCACCAUGUCCUCAGCAAUCAGCAAGCGCCUCGAAGGCAAGACCAUUGUCAUUACCGGCGCCUCGUCUGGCAUUGGCAAGAGCACUGCUCUGGAGUUUGCUCGCACCGCCCCUAAAAACCUCAAGUUGGUCGUUACCGCACGUCGUCUCGAAGCGCUUGAGCAAUUGAAAGAGCAGAUCAACAAAGAAGUCGGCGAAGGUGUCAAAGUGCUGCCCGUCAAGCUCGACGUCAGUAACCCAGAACAAGUCCGCGGCUUUGUCGCAAACCUGCCAGAAGAAUUCAGGGACAUCAAUGUCUUGGUGAAUAAUGCAGGCUUGGUCAAGGGUGUUGCUAAGGCACCCGAAAUUGCCGAGCAAGACAUGAAUGUCAUGUUUGCUACCAAUGUCACCGGUCUCAUCAACAUGACCCAAGCCAUUUUACCCAUCUUCCUUGCUCGCAGCAGCGAAGAUCUCCCUGGCACCGGCGACAUCAUCAACAUUGGCAGUAUCGCCGGCCGCGAGCCCUAUCCCAACGGCAGCAUCUACUGCGCCACCAAAGCCGCUGUACGCAGCUUUACCGAGUCCCUUCGCAAAGAGUUGAUCUCUACUCGCAUCCGUGUUAUCGAGAUUGAUCCUGGUCAAGUCGAGACUGAGUUCUCGGUGGUGAGGUUUUAUGGCGAUAAGAGCAAGGCUGAUAAGGUGUAUGAGGGGUGUGAGCCUUUGACACCAGAGGAUAUUGCAGAGGUGGUGGUGUUUGCGGCGGGGAGGAGGGAGAAUGUUGUGCUUGCUGAUACCUUGGUGUAUCCGAAUCAUCAGGCUGCUGCUACGGUUAUGCACAGAAAGACCUAA
Messenger RNA from Aureobasidium vineae, 942 nucleotides. The record is from the annotation of a GenBank genome assembly. NCBI's taxonomy places the organism in Eukaryota, Fungi, Ascomycota, Dothideomycetes, Dothideales, Saccotheciaceae.